CACGAUUUAAAGGAAGCACCAGAGAGCUGCGAGACAGUGGCUAAUGAUCCGGAGGUCUUGCACAUUACCAGAAAACAGCUUACUACCCCAUUGAAAAAUAAGGUGGAUACAAGACCCAGGUAGACAAGAUGUCGUCUGUUCCAGAGCAGUUUCUGGAAGCAGUGGAUGAGUUGGAUAAAAACAAACCAAAGAGACUAAAAAGUGAAGUUACGGCUUAUGAACUGGAGAAGGCAGAUGGAGAGGAUGGGUCAAUACAGACGAUCAGCCCCUCUCAAACUUCAGUCAGUGUUGAUCUGAAUGCUAAAGCAGGUGCAACUGUAAUCGCUCCUGUACUCACUGGAAAUGUCAUCCGAGGCCCAGUAAUCAUCAGCUUCAACUCAGCCACUGGUGCUGUCGGGCCCCAAAAUCCACCCGAAGGACAGAUGUCUCAGAAACAAGAGGACGACAUCUUGCAAAAAAUCAUGGAAAGUCACAAACACAACAUGAAGGCCAAAACGGGACGUGUGUUUGAGGGCAAAAAGGAGAACAAAACACACCUCAGCAAAGUGUACACUGAACUCUUCAUCACUGAAGGGGACAUUACAGACGUCUAUGAUGAACAUGAGGUUCUGAAGUUUGACCGAGCCUUGAAAACGCCCAAAUUUGAGGACACACCGAUCGACUGCAAUGACAUAUUCUGUUUACUGAAGCAAAAGGAGGAGGGAAACAUUGUGCUGACCAAAGGCAUCGCUGGCAUCGGAAAGACGUUCUCCGUGCACAAGUUCAUCCUGGACUGGGCCGAAGGAAAAGCCAAUCGGAAUGUGGACUGUGUGUUUCUGCUGCCAUUCAGAGAGAUGAACUUGAUUAAAGAUUAUAAAGAGAUCAGUCUCCACGAGCUUCUGUUGGAAUUUUAUCCUGAUUUGAAUGAUGUGGAAAACACCAAGUUUUAUAAAAAAUGCAAACUGGCAUUUAUCUUUGACGGACUUGACGAGAGUCGCCUGGAAUUGGAUUUUGAUUGUAAAUUAGUCAAAUGUGUCAAUGCGCGGUCAUCUGUUGAUGUUUUAUUUACAAGCCUAGUUAUAGGCAAACUGCUUCCAUCGGCUCUCAUCUGGGUGACGUCACGACCGGCAGCGGCCAAUCUGAUCCCUCCUGAGUACGUAGGAUUGUUUACGGAGGUGCGCGGAUUCACCGACCAGCAGAAAGAGGAGUAUUUUAGAAAACGGAUCGUAGAUGAAGCUCAGGCCUCCAGUAUAAUCUCACACAUCAGGACGUCUCGUAGUCUCUACAUCAUGUGCCACAUUCCCGUCUUCUGCUGGAUCACUGCCACCGUUCUUCAGGACAUUCUUGUCAGAAACGAUGGGCAGGACAUUCCUUCGACCCUCACCGAAAUGUACAUCCACUUCCUUCUGAUACAGAUGAACAUGAAGAACCAGAAGUAUGAGAAGAAACAGGAAAGAGAUCGCACAAAGCUUUUGAGUUCAAACAAAGACAUGAUCUCCAAGUUGGCUAAACUGGCGUUCGAACAGCUGAAGGAGGAUAACGUCAUGUUCUAUGAGAAGGAUCUGAAAGCGUGCGGCAUCAAUGAAAGCGAGGAUUCCACAGGAUUGUGCACUGAAAUCUUCAAGAAAGACUCUGUUCUGCAUGAGAUGAAGGUGUAUUACUUCAUACAUUUGAGUGUGCAGGAGUUUCUGGCCGCGUUGCACGUGUUCCUCUGCUAUUUGAAGCUGGACAUGGACGAGCUGACUUUCUUCCUGGAGAAUUCGCGUCCAAAUAAGAAAGAACUGCUGUACGUUCUGCUUAGGAAGGCGAUCGAUAAAACAAAGGAGAGUGACCGAGGGCAUUUCGAUCUCUUUUUGCGGUUCUUGCUGGGUAUUUCUCUGGAGUCCAAUCAGAAACUCCUCAUCGGCUUGCUGGACGAAACGCUGAACAGUAAAAACUGCAUCAAUAAAACCAUCCAAUACAUCAAACAACUGCAAAACAAUGACAAGUGCCCAAAUAAAUCCAUCAACCACUUCUUCUGCAUCCUGGAACUGCAGGACAGAACCCUGUACCAACAAAUCAUGAAAUAUCUGAGGUCAGAGAGCGGCCAGCCGAAAGCAGUGUCUAACUCCAACUGCUCAGCACUGGUCUAUGUGCUUCUGAUGUCAGGCGAGGUGCUGGAUGACUUCGACCCGAAGAUGUUCAACAAAACAUAUGCAGGAUGCAGGAGACUCGUCCCAGCCGUGAGAUGCUGCAGAAAAGCCCAGUUUUCAGACUGUGGACUGACACAACAGUGCUGUGAAACAGUGGCUGUGGCUCUUCAGCUAGAGGACUGUCCUCUGAGUGAACUGGACCUGAGUCACAAUUACAGCAUCGAGGAGGGGGUGAAGAUGCUUUCUGCUGGACUGAAGAGCCCACACUGCCAUCUGGAGACACUCAGGUUGGCCUGGUGUCAUUUCGACCAGGAGAGCUGUGUGGAGCUGGUCUCUGCUCUCAAGAACAUCUCACAUCGUCUAAGAGAGCUUGACCUCAGUGGCAAUGACCUGCAGGACUCUGGACUCCAUAAGCUCCUUAAUGAGAUGGAAAAUACAGACAGAAAACUUCAGGUUCUGAGGAUGAGCUGGUGUAACCUCACUGCGAAGAGUUGUGAGCACCUUCCCUUGGUCCUCAGUUCAGAUUCGCCCCUGAGAGAGCUGGAUCUGAGUAACAAUGACCUGCAGGAUUCAGGAGUGAAGCUGCUCUCUGAUGCACUGAAGAGUCCAAACUGUCAGCUGCAGAUACUGAGGUUGUCCGGCUGUAUGGUGACAGAGGAAGGCUGUGGUUAUUUGUCUUCAGCUCUGAGUUCAAACCCCUCACACCUGAGAGAGCUGGAUCUGAGCUACAAUCACCCAGGACCAUCAGGAGUCCAGCUGCUCAAACACAAACUGGAGGAUCCCAACUAUAAACUGCAGAUACUCAAAACUGAGCCUAUGGGUGAACACUUCAUCAAAGCAGGGAUAAGGAAGUAUGCAUGCAAUCUCACGCUGGAUCCAAACACAGCUCACGAUCAGUUGUGUCUCUCCAAUGGAGACAGAACAGCAGCAUAUGUAAUGCAGAAGCAGCCAUAUCCAGAUCAUCCAGAGAGAUUUGAAUCUGUCCAACAAGUGCUGUCUAGAGAGAGCCUGUCUGGCCGCUGUUACUGGGAGGCCGAAUGGACGGGUCCGGAGGGGACGGUUGGGGUGACAUACAAAACCAUCCUGAGGAAAAGUGAUGAUCUUUGUAUAGUAGAGGCCACCGGUCAGCUUGGAAAUAAUAGUGUGUCAUGGAACAUUACCUUUGCAUCUUUCCCAUAUGUUUCUCACGCUGAAGAAGACAUUAAUAUAAAGGCUUCAUCCUCUUGUUCAUCUAAAAGAGUGGGUGUGUAUGUGGACACGACGGCUGGCGUUUUGUCCUUCUACAGCGUCUCUGACACACUCACACACUUGUACACCUUCCUCGCGGCUUUUAAAGAUCCUCUCUAUGCAGCAUUCAAGGUGGACAGUGGCUCUGUGUCCUUUUGUCAGAUAUAACCUAAAAGUCUCUUUAUCCUAACAUUAUGUGCACAUUUAUUGCCAUCUUGUUUUGCCCUGUGUGAAAACAUAAAAUCUCAUUUGAAUUUAAGCAGGUAAAAUGCAAAGGUUUCACAUUUUACUGUAAAUAACAACCCAACCACAUUUUAGAAAUGACUUGAUGAUUUGCCUUUUUAGAUAUGCAAAAGCUGACUUUUUUAUUAAAACGCUUUAUUGCGUUAUGAAAUUUUCUCUGAGCUUAAAGUCUCAUUUGUUCACUUUGUUAACCUAGAUGAUGCCUAUAUAGAUACUUUGUCGGUAAAGUAAAUCACAUAGCU
Sinocyclocheilus rhinocerous is the source of this 3823-nucleotide messenger RNA. RefSeq names its product NACHT, LRR and PYD domains-containing protein 12-like. The record is from RefSeq and is a predicted model, not a curated record. The transcript is spliced from 10 exons. NCBI's taxonomy places the organism in Eukaryota, Metazoa, Chordata, Actinopteri, Cypriniformes, Cyprinidae. Gene Ontology annotation, molecular function: protein binding. Bases 129 to 3506 code for a protein of 1125 amino acids.